AUGGGCCAGUCCUGCUGUGCACAGCCUUUGGAGGAGGAUGUGGCUUUGGAGCUCAGCGCCGUGGACCAUCGAACGGUUUUGACGGGAACGGAGCAGAGCUACGCCUCUUCUACAUUACUCGAUGCAUCAAGGAGGUCUGGCGGCCUUGAUCAUGUGCCAGGACGCUGCAAGGAGGUGCCGACGCUAGUGGCCGACCCUCAAUGCCACCUUGCCAUCGCAACGGCGGCACAGGAUCCAAAGGAUUCAGGCCGAACUGCGUCAGCGAAGCUGAAGACGAGAUUGCUGCAGGAGGCAGAGCAACUCAUUGAUGAAGGCCUCGAUGAGUGGCUCCGAAGCUGGUGCACUGACGAGGUGCUGUGCACGUUCUUGGGUGCUUCCUCCAAGGAGUCAGCUGUGGCAUCUUUGGCCACAGCGCUCAAGUGGAGACGACGCUACAAAGACAUUUUGACUGGCUCACGGGCACCAUGCUGGCAGGGUGACAUGCGAGUUGUGGCACGUGGAGCCGCGGGACAUCCAGUGAUUUUCAUGUCAAUGCAGCACCAGCCACCCAAAUCAAGCAGCGUGGACACUUCGGAGCAUAUGGCUGCUGUGCUGGAGGCUGCAGUUUCUGCGGCCCAUGCAGGAGCAUGGGGCUUUGACGUGGCGCCUCGGUUUGACAUGUGGCUGUCGUCCGUUGUGGAAGUUCGCAUUGUGGAAGUUCGCCAUUGUGGAAAGGCAAGCAUAUCUAAGGCUGCUGCCGAAGCCAACCCAGGUCUCUUUUAUCUGGUCUGUUGGCUCUCGCAGGCAUCCACAAGCCACGCCAGGGCAAUCGUUCAGAGGCACAAUGUGCUGAUAGCAGAACAGAACAUGCUUGCCGAAACCACCACUGUUGACGACUUGAGUGAUUCGAGGUCCCUUCGCCAGAACCUCGGUGACGAGGUGCAGUGGGAAAACGAUAUUUCAACCCGCGUCACCACUGCCGACUUUGUGGCCGUCCUGCAGGGUGCUGAGCAACAAAGCGCCAGCGAUGUGGCACCAUUCUGCUGGGUUUUCUCUGCUGAGCUUUCUGCUGAGCUACUGAGGUCUGCCCUUACCCAGCAGCUGUCCUUCCUCUCUCGGCAGCUCUCAGAUCUGGCUGGGAGGCCAACUGCUAGCGUGGCACCUGCAACCCUGGAGGAUGCACUGAGCAGUCUGGAAGCUGCGGUGGAGCCACUGAGGAAGUUGCGAGUCCAGCACAAAAUCACAGAACGACGAUGUCAUGAAGCUGAGGGUCAGCUCCAAACUCUCCGCGUAGAGCUACACCGGAACAGAGAAGACGGACACAAUGGACAGGAUCAAAGGACGCUAGAGGCUCUGUUGCCAGGCUCUGGUGAGGAUGCAAGCGAGUUUCACUGCUGGAUUUGUCAAAGCCGUUUGGGGAAACGCUUCUUCAAUCCUCGACACCAUUGCCGAGCGUGCGAGAAACCAGUUUGUGGUCAGUGUUCGCCAAGUAGCAUCAUCAUGGAUGGGAGAACGACUUUACAGCGGGUUUGCACGCAUUGUGCCCAAAGCGUGCAGGAGGCGUGCAGGCCCAAGCUGACUCUUCGACUGCAGCUGCUGGCAGCAGGUCUCUUCGAGAUGGCUGGAAGGAGAUCAAGCUCUAUGAACUCAGGUCAGCUCCGCAACGGCACAGGCACACUGGAGGGUGUAAUUCGAGAGUGCGAAGUGGGUUUUGCACUUGUGAAAGAGGCUGGGACCGGGACUUGA
Molecule: messenger RNA, 1725 nt
Organism: Symbiodinium natans
Lineage: Eukaryota; Dinophyceae; Suessiales; Symbiodiniaceae
Source: the annotation of a GenBank genome assembly